GGAGUUUAGAGAAGAACUUGCAGAGUGACCGAGUUGCGCCUCCGCUGUGCUCGUGAACCCGUGGGGCCAUGCCCGGCACACAUUGAGCGGGCGUAGCGCCGGCUGCGGGAGGGCGAGGCGCACGUCGCGUCGGCCAUGGGCAGCUUCCAGCUGGAAGACUUUGUGGCAGGCUGGAUCGGAGGUGUAUCCAGCGUCAUUGUUGGCUACCCUCUGGACACAGUCAAGACUCGCCUGCAGGCUGGUGUCGGCUACACGAACACGUUCAACUGUAUCCGCAUGGUGUACAAGAGGGAGCGUGUGUUCGGCUUCUUCAAGGGCAUGUCCUUCCCCCUGGCCAGCACUGCCAUCUAUAACUCAGUAGUGUUCGGGGUCUUCAGCAACACCCAACGGUUCCUCAGCCAGUACCGCUGUGGGGAACUCCAGGAUGGCCCUGGCCGAAGUCUGUCUGAUCUACUCCUGGCCAGCAUGGUAACUGGUAUGGUCUCUGUUGGGCUGGGCGGCCCCGUGGAGCUCAUCAAGAUCCGACUGCAGAUGCAGACACAGCCAUUUCAGGAAGCCAGCCAUGGGUUGAAGUCCAGUGCGGUGGCAGCAUACCAGGGACCAGUGCACUGCAUUGCGACCAUUGUGCGGUCUGAGGGCCUCACAGGGCUGUACCGGGGAGCCAGUGCCAUGCUGCUGAGGGACAUCCCGGGAUAUUGCUUCUACUUUAUUCCCUAUGUAUUCCUGAGCGAGUGGAUCACACCUGAGGCCUGCACCGGGCCCAGCCCCUAUGCAGUGUGGCUGGCAGGGGGCAUUGCAGGGGCAAUUUCCUGGGGGACAGCAACUCCAAUGGAUGUCGUGAAAAGUCGAAUUCAAGCAGAUGGGGUCUAUUUAAACAAAUACAGAGGUGUCCUGGAUUGCAUCUCCCAGAGUUACCGGCAAGAAGGCUUUAAGGUGUUUUUCAGGGGCAUCACUGUGAAUGCUGUGCGUGGCUUCCCCAUGAGUGCAGCCAUGUUUCUGGGGUAUGAGCUCUCACUGAAGGUGCUCCGGGGCGACCACACUGUAAGAAGCAAAUAAGCAAAUGAGUUACCAGGAGAAUAUAGAAAUGACAGAAACAGCUAAUCAAGAAUUCCUGCGUUCACCACAAGGUCCAACUGUAACCUGAAACCCAGAGCUGACUUUGCACAGUACAGCUGCCUUCCUGCCUAAUGACCCGGAACCAUGUCCAUGUCACGUGGUUAAAUCUUCAGUUACAGAAUGGCUUCAGAACCAAGACCUCAGAUCCCAGAGUUGACUGGGCACUUGUCCUAGUUGUCACACUAGGCUACUCUUGGCCACCCUGAGGACUGGCUCUUGAAGGAGGCUGGAGGAAGUUUCUAGAGAACCAACUCAUGGCAUUUGAGAGUGGUAGCCAAGCCAGCUGGAAGCUUUUCUUUCUGAAUGUCUUCUCUCUUGAAAAGGGCUGGGAAACCUGACUCCUUAGGAAACAAAACAAAACAAAACAAAAACCCUCUAAGGGUAACAGUGGGGUUGGGGAGUAGGAGGAGGCUACCUCGAGUGGGAGGAAGUGAUCCUAGCAGAUUGUCUGGUGUUUAACAAGGUGUUUAACAUCCGGCUUUAGCCAGGAACCAUGGACACCAGGUCCUCUAGAAAGCCUGGGCUUUGACUUACAAAGGGUUGGAACAGACUAUCUAUGCGGCAGAAAUGUGAACUCUUUGAAGACGUGAACAACAAUGCCAGCCUCCUCAUCCAGUCCCCAGAAUGGAGGAGACAGUGCAUCUCAGAUGACCUUGGAACACUGCAUACCCUAAGCAAUGGUGGGAUACAGACUGUCUCCAGAGUCCCAGGCACAAGGGUCAAUAAAAAAUUGUUUCCAAAUAUAUGCCUGGGAUAGAGGAUGCAGCUCCCCAGAAUCUCAGGGAGAUGGCACCUUCCUUCCCAUCUGUCCCCAGUUUUGUGUCCUUCCAUGAUACUCAUAGCAGAGCCAUGAAGCUCAUGAGAACUGUGUGGGGUAGUUAGUUGUCAUGGGGAUGGCUUGAGGAAGAGGGUCCCAGUCACUCACAAGCAGUCCUUAGGUUUCCUCAUGAGUCUGUGUUCUUUCAGGAUCCUGGUACCGGUACCCUUCCUAGAACAGAGCUAUAUACUCUGCCCUGGUGGGCAUCCUCCAGACCCAAGAGCUUACUUUGUGUUUACAAGGGGCUUCAUAACCAAAGAAAGGAGAUGCACUCUUCCCGUGACACCUUGUUUGAACAUUUACAAACAAUCCCACACAGCCUUCCCUGACUGACUGCAGCUUGUGGUGAUCACUACCACAUCUCUGUGGCAUGAGAACCACCUCCAUGUGGGUUGUCUGAGCCUAGAUCCUGCUGGCUGCAACUCAAAAGAGGACUCUUUAUGUAUCCUCUUCUCAGGGCUACUGUAAUCUGAGCAGGCCCCAUCCCACUGCAGGGUGAUGCCAACAAUACCUGUAGAAUCAGCAAGAGUGAAUUACUGGAGAGAAGGAAGACCCAGCCAUCUCUGUCUGGUGCCAGGGGGGCCACAGCCAUCAUCCUGAGCUUGGAAUCACUUCCUUUCUGUCUACAGGCUCUGUUUCUCUCCCCAGUCCAAGAGCUGGAAGGAAGCAGCAGACCAUGCAGAGGGAUCAGGCAGCCUCAUCUCUUUCAGUUCUAGAUUAGAACCUGAAAAAAAAAAAAAACCAGGCAAAGUAUUCUGCACCCACGGAUAAUGAAAACCCAGCAUAGACUUGCACUCCCAAAUAAAAGAACUGAAAGCCCUUUGGGUUGUUUCUGUGUGAUGGACCUGGCUUCUGAGAGACCUUGGUUACUUUCCUCUCUAUUCAGUUUAGGUCUGUGGAGAUGCUGCCAGCCCAGAGAGAAACCAGCUGAACUAAGGGGGUAGCGUGUAUCAUUUUCUUCCUGGUCCUGGAGGUGGGGGUGGGGGGCUCAGUGUCUGGAAAGGAGCAUAUAGGAGAGGAAAAGCCAAAGGCUCUCUCCCGAGCCUGAGCAGGGUCGUGUGUUGGUGUCGUGAGUGGCAGAUGGCAGCCAGAGCUUGCAGGGUAGGGUGUUCUGUGGACAUCAUAAUAAAAUGCAGU
Arvicanthis niloticus (Nile rat) is the source of this 3070-nucleotide messenger RNA. It is a transcript of the gene Slc25a48, whose product is annotated as solute carrier family 25 member 48. Gene Ontology annotation, biological process: transport. Lineage: Eukaryota; Metazoa; Chordata; Mammalia; Rodentia; Muridae. Gene Ontology annotation, cellular component: mitochondrion. The record is from RefSeq and is a predicted model, not a curated record. Gene Ontology annotation, molecular function: transmembrane transporter activity.